Messenger RNA from Drosophila subobscura, 940 nucleotides. RefSeq lists its product as uncharacterized. The record is from RefSeq and is a predicted model, not a curated record. NCBI's taxonomy places the organism in Eukaryota, Metazoa, Arthropoda, Insecta, Diptera, Drosophilidae. The transcript has 3 exons. The coding region runs from base 75 to 776 and encodes 233 amino acids.
AUUUCAGCAGUCAACAUUUGCUGCUCCAUUGCAUAGGAACUCGCACAACACCUGUAUGACAACUCCGCAUAAACAUGCAAGACAAUUGUUUGGACGCCACCCAGCAAAGCGGCAGCGCCGCAGAAACAGCUGACUUUUGUUUGCAACAACCACAGCCAACAAUGCGAAGAACUCUGAAGCGACCCCGUGGAAAAAACUUCUCAGUGUCAGAGGAGCGCAUUCUUCACCAACUGGUGGAUAUGCACAAGGAUGUGCUAUCCAACAAGAAAAACGAUGCGGCCACCUGGAAGCUGAAAUCCGACACUUGGGCAAAAAUAGCUGAAGAGUUCUGCAUGCAUUCAGGUGUCGUUCGCAACUGGGAGGCGCUGCGUGAUAAAUAUACCAAUACGAAAAGGAAGGAAAGGCGGUACAAUGGCGAGACACUGGCCUCCGUUUCAUCGCAGUCGGAGGAGCCAAACGAUGAUACGGAUGGGAAUUGCCUUUCAGAAAGCUGCUACCCAUCCGUGAACGAUUUUGAAGAAAGCAACAUUCUGGCGCCUAGCGAGCCCCAAUAUGAAGCCAGCUACUCGGAAUGUAGUCAGGAUGCAAAGAAAAACUAUUGGGUGGCAGGGGUGGCACUGUUAAAGAUGCAACAGCAGUACCAUCGCGAUGAGAACGCUAGACAAGCAGAGAGGCAUUCCAUUGAAAUGGAGAAGCACCGUUUAGAGCUGCACAAUCUGCGUCUGAAGAACCAUCUGCUCGAACUGGAGAUUGAGGAGAGAAUUGAACGACGGUGAUGCUGUGUAGGUUCAUCCGUUUAUCGUUGAGUAUUAUUAGGAUAACUUGUUAAAGCCUCUAGUCUGGGACUUCCAUCUUCAUUGUUCACAAACUUUUCACUUAAUUUUGUGCUCAGCAGUUCAGUUUGGUUGGUUUUUAUUAAUUUACAUCAAUCCAUUGACUA